AGCCGUAUCAAUGUCGUCUCUCAAGAAAACAGUUACCACAAGUAAAAACGCAGUUUUGUCUUUUCGCAUUCCACCAAGGACUUGACCGAGUUAACUCGAACUCGCUCAUGAACUCAGAAAACUGAGGCAUGCCCUUGGCCCUUAUGCCCCAGGGCGCACGAUAGACUCAAUCCCUUUGUUUCUGGGAGCUUCUUUUUUUUUUUUUUUUUAACCCUAAUAUUUAAACCUAACUUCUCAAAUUCCAUCUUUAAGAGCUCUGAAGAUCGAAGAAUUGCGUUUCGCUCUCUCUAUUUCUUUGCGAAAUAGAUCCUGAGUCUUGCUCUCUUGAAGUGCCGAUUUAGGAUUUUCGCUUGAAAAAUUGUGGAUUUCGUCUAUUUUCGAUCCAAUUUCAGGUAUCCAGUAUUUUUUUGAUUGGUGCUAGUCUGAUAAGUUUAAUCAACAUAAACUGUGGUAUUUUUUAAUCGUGCUCGCGUGAUAAGUUUAUUGAAAGAUCAUAAUCAGCAAUGGGGGGAUAUGAUAGACAGGAAGUUGAAGAUUAUGAUGAUUAUGACAUGGAAGGGGAAUAUCAAGAUGAAGCUGAAGAUGUAGAGGAAGAAGAGGGGGAGGAAUAUGAAGAGGAAGCUAGACAGCCUACACAAGAAGAAAUGGAAUAUCUGGAGUUAAGGCAGCGGUUGAAAGAUUCUAUCAGACGAAAGAGGAAACAAAGUAGUGCUGGUCUUUCUUCUCAAGAGAAGAGGCUUCCAUAUGACAAAUUUGGAUCAUUCUUUGGCCCUUCUCGGCCGGUUAUUGCUCAAAGAGUUAUCCAAGAGAGCAAGUCAUUAUUAGAAAACGAGAAUUUGGUAUCAAGGAUAUUGAGUUCCAAUCAAUCUAGUAAAAAGAACUCUGCUUCUAACAGUGCUGGACCAAAGCUUGGACAACGAGGCCAGGCGCCCAAAGUUACAAGUGAGCUCAGAAAGAGAGCUGAGAAACUUAAGAAUGCAAGAGAUUACUCAUUUCUAUCAGAUGAUGCAGAGGUUCCAACUCCUGCAAAAGAGCCUUUAGCUAGAAAUGUUUCUGUUCCAACCUCUGAGGCACAAUCAGCUCGAAUGCCACCAAAAAACAAAAAACCAUUGGGCAGCAAUAGUGGUAGAAAUGUCCAAGGCCUUCGUGAAGAAAGGAAAUCAGUUCCUUUGAAUGGUCAAAUGCAAAAAGGUGGUUCCUACAACCCUUCUUCUGCCAGUAAACCGAAUGUGAUGUCAAUGGAUUCUAAAAAGCAGCUUGGCGUUAACAAUGGUAUUGGGCCUGGCCGGCCUGUUGGUGUUAGCAAUGGUAUGGGGCCUGGCCGUCCUGUUAGUAUUAGCAAUGGAAUCAGGCCUGGCCGACCUGUUGGUGUUAGCAGUGGUGCCGGGCCUAAAGCUGUUCCUUCAAAGAUGCCUAUUGAAAAGAAGGAGAAGAAGAUUUCUGCAUCAGCACCUAGAAAUCUCCCACCCAGUGCACCUAAAGCACCUCCUUCAAAGAUUCCCUCAUCUGAUUCAAAACAGAAGUUUGAACUGAAAAAGGGAUUACAAGAACGUAGCAAGGAUAAGAUCAUGCCCCAAAGGCCUGCGGUAUCAUCAAAGCCUCAGGUGAACAAGCCAGUCAGGCAAAUCUCAUCUCACUCUCAUACUUCGUCAAAUGUUCAGCGACCUAAGAAAAAGCAGUUGAGUGAAGAUGAAAAGGCUUUAAUGAUGAUCAGAAACAUGUUCCACACCGAUAGAUAUCCAGUUUGUGACGACGAUGAUGAUAGUGACAUGGAGGCAAACUGGGAGGAGAUUAUGAAGGAGGAAAGAAGAAGUGCCAAAAUAGCGAGGCAGGAGGAUGAAGAACAAUUGAGGCUGAUAGAGGAAGAAGAGCGGCGGGAACGAAUGAGGAGGAUGGCCAAAAAGCGCAAGCUGAGCCAGCACUGACUGUUUCCAGGAUUUCCAAAGUCUAAAAUAAUUUUUUCUUUUGUCAUUUAUUAUGUAAACUAGUACAAGUUUAAGAAAGUUUUCAUUUAGUCCC
Messenger RNA from Durio zibethinus, 2019 nucleotides. RefSeq lists its product as uncharacterized. The record is from RefSeq and is a predicted model, not a curated record. Gene Ontology annotation, biological process: nucleosome assembly; transcription by RNA polymerase I. Gene Ontology annotation, molecular function: histone binding; DNA binding. Gene Ontology annotation, cellular component: nucleolus. Lineage: Eukaryota; Viridiplantae; Streptophyta; Magnoliopsida; Malvales; Malvaceae.